This is a messenger RNA of Echinops telfairi (small Madagascar hedgehog), 792 nucleotides long. Its product is annotated as leukocyte immunoglobulin-like receptor subfamily B member 4. NCBI's taxonomy places the organism in Eukaryota, Metazoa, Chordata, Mammalia, Afrosoricida, Tenrecidae. The coding region runs from base 1 to 792 and encodes 263 amino acids. The record is from RefSeq and is a predicted model, not a curated record. The transcript has 7 exons.
AUGUACAGUGGCCAUGCAGGGAAAUACCAGUGUGACUACUACAGCUCACAUGACUGGUCACAGCCUAGUGACCCUCUGCUCCUUGUCCUGACAGCUUCCGAGGACAAGCCCUCCCUCUCAGCCCACCCGGGCCCCUCGGUGGCCCCAGGACAGAACGUGUCCCUGCAGUGUCGAUCAAGUGGCUGGUUUGACACAGUCUAUUGGUUCAGGGAGGACAUCAAUCACCCUCCUCAGCUCAUUCAUUCUGAGAGCCAGACGGGGCCCUUCCAGGCCAACUUCACCAUGAGCCAUGUGACCUCAGCCCAUGGGGGCACCUACAGGUGCUACACGUCAUUCAGGAAGUACCUGUUGUCCCAGCCAAGUGACCCUCUGGAGCUAGUAGUCUCAGGAGGCCUGCAGGAUCACCACCAAUCAGAGGCACCGAAAGAUGCCGCUGUGACAGACCAUCAGCCUGGGGAAGAAGUGGAGCUGGACAUUCAGUUGGCGCCCUUCCUUCUGGACGCCUUCUGGGCAGGUGGCUGCGCUGACCUGCUCUCCUCCCUGGUCCCCCCGCCGGUCUCCUCUCCUGAGCUUCCCUUGGGUGUCGUCUGCAGUCCUGAAAAGGAAGACCCCCAGGCAGUGACAUAUGCCCAGGUGAACCACUCAAGGACAAGGCAGGGAGCGGAUGCCCCUCAAGAUACCCAGGUGACAUACGCAGAGCUGAACCAUUCGACUCUCAGACGGAACAGACAGGCUUCCUCCGAAGAGGCAGCCCAGGACCCCAGCGUGUAUGCGGAGCUGGCUAAGCACUAG